Hippopotamus amphibius kiboko is the source of this 1627-nucleotide messenger RNA. It is a transcript of the gene SLC17A3, whose product is annotated as solute carrier family 17 member 3. The record is from RefSeq and is a predicted model, not a curated record. NCBI's taxonomy places the organism in Eukaryota, Metazoa, Chordata, Mammalia, Artiodactyla, Hippopotamidae. Gene Ontology annotation, biological process: urate transport; transmembrane transport; monoatomic anion transport. Gene Ontology annotation, molecular function: efflux transmembrane transporter activity; toxin transmembrane transporter activity; voltage-gated monoatomic anion channel activity.
UCUUUUCUUGUGGCUGAUACCUUGGAUUACAUAUCGCCCUGAGAGGUGAAAAACAGUCAUCAGGAGAGAAGAACGUGAUGGCCACCAUGACAGAGCUGAGUCCCACAGAAGGGAAGUACUCCCAAGAUAUACAAGGGGAUGAGAAGCUCAGUCCCAGGAAAGCUCCAAGUUUAUGUUCUACUCGCUACGGAAUAGCCUUCAUCGCACAUCUCUGCAACUUCAUAAUAAUGGCACAAAAUGUUAUCAUGAAUACCACCAUGGGCAUGGUCAACAGCACAAACCGUCAGUCCCAGUUUAACGGCUCCACUGAAGGGCCUGUUGACUCAUUUGAUGACCCAAAUAACUCCCCAAAGAGUCUUCCUGCAGGGGCCCCCGUAUAUGAUUGGAGCCCUCAAAUCCAGGGCAUCAUCCUUAGUUCUAUCAACUAUGGCAUGAUCCUGACAGUGGCUCCCAGUGGAUACCUGGCUGGAAGAAUAGGAACAAAGCAAGUGGAGUUAGGAUAUGGGGGUCAGUUUGCACUCUGGGAGAGAUGGAGUCCUCCACCUGAACAAAGCCAACUCUGCAGCAUUGCUUUCUCAGGAAGCUGCAUUGCCACCCUCCUGGGUGGUAUCAUCAGUCAAGCCCUUGGGUGGCCUUUUGUCUUCUAUAUCUUUGGAAGUGUUGGCUGUGUCUGCUGCCUUCUCUGGUUUGUUUUGAUUUAUGAUAACCUCACUCACCCAUGGAUAAACAUUACAGAAAAAGAAUACCUCAUAUCCUCCUUAGCCCAACAGGUCAGCUCUUCUAAGCAGCCUUUUCCCAUCAAAGCUAUGGUCAGAUCUCUACCCCUCUGGUCCUUGUGUUUUUGUUGUUUUGGCCAUCAAUGGUUAUUUGACACAAUGGUUGUAUACACACCAACUUACAUCAGCUCUGUGUUCAACGUUGAUAUCAGAGAUAGUGGGUUCCUGUCUGCACUUCCUUUUUUUUUUGCCUGGAUCAUUGCUAUCCUGAGAGGUUACCUGGCAGAUUUCCUUCUGACCAAAAAUUUUAGGCUUGUUACAGUGAGGAAAAUUGCCAAAGUUCUAGGAAGUCUCCCCUUUUCAGCAUCCCUUAUGGUUCUGCCAUACGUUGCCUCCAACUAUAUCACAGCAGUGAGCCUUCUGACGCUCUCCUGUGGCCUAAGCCUGUUUACUCAGCCAGCGAUCUAUAUCAAUGCCUUAGAUAUUGCUCCAAGGCAUUCCAGCUUUCUGAUGGGAGCCUCAAGGGGGUUUACACAGAUAUCUGCUAUCCUUGUACCUACUGUCAGUGGAUUUCUUCUCAAUCAAGACCUUGAAUUUGAGUGGAGGAAUGCCUUCUCCUUGUUGUUUGCCAUUAACACAUCAGGACAGAUCUUCUACUUUAUAUUUGGAAAAGCAGAUGUCCAAGACUGGGCUAAAGAAAGGAAACUCACUCGUUUAUGAAGUUACCCCACCUUGGAUGGAAAGUCAUUAGGCACCUUAUUUCAUAAACAAGAAGGCUUCAGUGAUGAAAAUAACAACAGAAAAAAUUUUCUUUGCUGUAGCUCUUUUCAAAUCUGAGAUCAGUUCUUUAUUUUACUCAGAUUUCUUUUUGAGGCAAAUAUAAGAUGAAUGAAAAUUCAAAUAAAAUGAUA